AACUGACAUUUCCAUGUUGUGUAUUGAAGCCGGGUGGAUAGUUUAGUGGACCGAGGGUGUCUCGUGUUUUCGAGGAUUUGUUAUUAUUUGCUUGAGUGUGUAUAGGAGAUUGGGAAAUUGGCUUACUUCUUCAAGAUUGCUUUUGGAGUUGUCAGCCAAUUAACAACUGGAAGAACGUUGUGAAUUGGAUCGAUUAAAACGGUUGGGUGUAGCACAUCAGUCCGUUUGGUAUUGGAUAGGUUAUGAUCUUUUGAUUUAAGGACACCACUAAAACUUCAAAAUGCCUAAGGAACAGUUUCGUGAAGCCGAUGUUAUAAAGAAAAUCUCCCAUGUCCAAUUUCGUAUGGACAGUGCGCAAGAGAUUCAACAAGAAUCUCAUAUCCGCAUUAUAUCGAAAAACUUAUACGCAGGUAACAGACAACCGGUCCCUUAUGGAGUUCUUGAUAGGCGCAUGGGAGUAAGCUCCAAAGAUGCAACUUGCUUGACUUGCAAUCAGGGCCUAAACGAAUGUGUGGGCCAUUUCGGAUAUUUGGAUCUUGCCUUACCAGUUUUCCAUGUUGGCCAUUUCCGUUCCACAAUUUCGAUAUUGCAAAUGAUUUGCAAAACCUGCUCGCAUGUCAUGAUGAAAAAAGUAGACAAAGACAAAUUUAUGCGUCGUUUAUUAAACCCAGAUCUGUCGUAUUUAGCUAAAAAGGCGAUCCAUUCACAAGUUCUAACUAAAGCAAAAAAGCAUACGAAGUGCCCAAAUUGUGAUGCGAUCAACGGGACAGUGAAGAAAGGUCCUGGUCUUAUGAAAAUUCUACACGAACCGUUUCGUGGAAAGAAAAAAACGGAUGCUAUCGUAUCGAAUGCGUUAGAAGAGUUACUUUUGAAAACAGAAGGAAAUCGAGAAUUAAAUCAAAUGAUUGGAAUGCCGGCGUUGAUGGAGGAAUUAAAUCCACUUAUUGUGUUGGAGCUAUUCAAAAAUAUUCCCAAAGCAGACGUUCCACUUUUAGGAAUGACAUCAGAAGGAGCGAAUCCUGUUAACUUAAUUGUGACGAGAGUUUUUGUGCCACCGGUUUGUAUUCGGCCAUCCGUGGUUUCUGACGUGAAAGCUGGAACGACGGAGGAUGAUCUUACAAUGAAACAAAGUGAAAUAUUACUCAUCAAUGAUGUUAUUAACAAACAUAUGACAAGCGGCGGAAAAAUCGAAUUGAUUCAAGAAGACUGGGAUUUUCUGCAAUUGCAUGUCGCUCUGUACUUCAACAGUGAAGUGUCAGGGGUGCCGAUAAAUAUGAUACCAAAAAAGUCAACUCGUGGUAUUGUUCAACGUCUGAAGGGCAAACAAGGAAGAUUUCGUGGAAAUUUAUCAGGGAAACGUGUAGACUUUUCAGGAAGGACUGUAAUUUCACCAGAUCCGAAUCUGAUGAUUCAUCAAGUAGGCGUGCCGGAACGCGUUGCGAAAAUUCUAACGUACCCAGAACGCGUGAAUAACGCAAAUAUACAACGCCUGAAACAAUUAGUUAAGAAUGGUACUAACAAGCAUCCAGGAGCAAAUUACGUCCAACAGAGGGGAAGUACUUUAAAGAAGUAUUUAGCGUACGGUAAUCGAGAUAAAGUGGCGCAGGAUCUGAAGUGUGGAGACAUUGUUGAGAGGCAUAUGGCAGACGGUGAUAUAGUGCUAUUUAAUCGUCAACCAAGUUUGCAUAAACUGAGUAUAAUGUGCCACGAAGUGAAAAUCCAGCCACAACGUACUUUCCGCUUCAAUGAGUGCGCAUGCACUCCGUACAAUGCUGAUUUUGAUGGUGAUGAAAUGAAUUUACAUCUUCCACAAACGGAGGAAGCUCGUGCAGAGGCUCUAGUGCUAAUGGGCAACAAAUCUAAUUUGGUGACCCCGAAAAACGGUGAGAUGUUGAUUGCUGCCACACAAGAUUUUAUAACUGGUGGCUACUUAUUGACCCAAAAAGAUGAAUUUUUAACGAAAGAACAAGCCAUGCAGUUGGCUGCCUGCAUGAUCGCUGGACCAGAUUCGAAUAUAAAUAUAGACUUGCCGCUUCCUGCCAUCAUGAAGCCCAGGAAACUGUGGACCGGAAAACAAAUUUUCAGUUUAACUCUCAGACCUAACAAGGACUGCCCAGUUCAAGCAAAUAUGUCAACGAAAGGAAGGAAUUACACAAGCGGUUAUGAUUUAUGUGUGAAAGAUUCUUGGGUUAUAAUAAGGAAUUCUGAGCUUCUGUGCGGCUGUAUGGAUAAGGCAACUUUAGGUUCUGGAACGAAGAAUAGUAUAUAUUAUGUACUUUUGAGGGACUUCGGAGAGAUGCACGCAACAAAGGCUAUGUGGAGACUCGCUAGAAUGGCUUCGUAUUUCAUGAUGAAUCGCGGUUUUUCUUUUGGCAUCGGUGACGUAACACCUAGCUCUAAAUUGUUGGAAGAGAAACAGAAACUUCUUGAUAAAGGUUACAAGAAAUGUGAUGAAUUUAUUCUUGAAAUGAAAAAAGGCACUUUACAAUGCCAACCUGGUUGUACUCCUGAGGAAACUUUAGAAGCAGUUAUGCUACGAGAACUUUCUAGUAUUCGGGAGCAAGCUGCAAAAGCUUGUUUCAGAGAAUUACAUCCAACGAACAGUGCCUUGAUAAUGGCAUUGUCUGGGUCGAAAGGAUCGAAUAUUAAUAUCUCACAGAUGAUCGCUUGUGUAGGUCAACAGGCUAUAAACGGAAAACGUGUUCCUAAUGGUUUCGAGGAGAGAGCACUGCCACAUUUUGAGAAAUUCUCAAAGAUUCCUGCUGCUAGAGGAUUCGUGCAGAAUAGUUUCUACUCGGGACUGACACCUACCGAAUUUUUCUUCCACACUAUGGCGGGUCGUGAAGGUCUUGUAGAUACAGCUGUGAAGACAGCUGAAACAGGUUACUUGCAACGUCGGCUUGUUAAGUGCUUGGAGGACUUGGUGAUACAUUAUGAUGGUUCUGUCCGUAAUGCGAUUGGUGAGAUCGUUGAACUGACCUAUGGAGGCGACGGCUUAGAUCCCGUAUUCAUGGAAGUGAAGAACAAACCAGUUGAUUUGAAUCGGCAGUUAAAUCACAUUAGAGCCAUGUAUCCUUUCCGAUAUGAGACUCCACUUCAGGCUGGUCAGAUUACGACAGCAGUCGAACGAAUAUUGCAAGAAGAUGAAUUUGAGAAUUAUCGCGCAGAUUUUCGAAAAGAAUGUUUCGAGUAUUUGGAAAAAGUCGGCAAACGAGUAUUCGAAAUACAGACUCGGUAUAAACAACAUAAGAAUUUGGCCAAUGAAAUUGAAAGAUAUUCCACCGGACAAUUGAGAAUGUUUCUAAGAAGCGUCAAUGAUAAAUAUAAUAGGGCCGUUGGCGAGCCUGGUACGGCAGUAGGAGCGUUAGCUGCACAAAGUAUUGGUGAGCCAGGAACUCAGAUGACAUUAAAGACUUUCCAUUUUGCUGGAGUCGCUUCCAUGAACAUUACACAGGGCGUACCCCGUAUAGUAGAAAUUAUUAAUGCUACAAAAACGAUCUCAACGCCAAUUAUAACGGCCGAGAUAGAAAAUAAUACAAAUAUGGAGUUUGCACGAAAAGUAAAAGCCAGAAUAGAGAAGACUACUUUGGGAGAGAUUUCCUCAUACGUGGAAGAAGUUUAUAAGGCUUCAACAUGUUUCCUGCUCGUAAAGUUGGACUUGGAUCGAAUCCGCGUUCUAGGUUUAGAAAUUAAUGCCGAAACUAUCCGUUAUUCGAUUUGCACAUCUAAACUCCGGAUAAAACCAAGCCAGGUAGAAAUCCAUGGGUCUUCAAUAAUUAUAAUUCGUCCUGAUUCAACCAAGCAUGGUCAAGCGCUAAAUGCGGAGCUUCAGCGACUAGUUACAGCUAUUCAAAAAGUUGUAGUGGCAGGGUUACCAAAUGUUUCGCGAGCUGUUAUAGCAAUUGAUGAUACUGUUGCUCCCGCCAAAUACAAGCUUUGUGUCGAAGGAGCUGGUCUCCGUGAAGUCAUGGCUACUUAUGGAGUAAUUGGCACAAAAACUCGUAGCAACAACAUUUGGGAAGUAUACAACACCUUGGGCAUAGAGGCGGCACGGACGACUAUAAUGAAUGAAAUCACAGAUGUAAUGGAGGGUCACGGAAUGAGCGUAGAUCAUCGGCACAUUAUGCUUCUAGCAAGUCAAAUGACCAGUCGUGGUGAGGUGCUAGGUAUAACACGACACGGCCUCGCCAAAAUGCGUGAAAGUGUCUUCAACUUAGCAUCGUUCGAAAAAACAGCCGACCAUCUAUUCGAUGCAGCAUAUUAUGGGCAAACAGAUUCUGUAGACGGAGUGUCAGAGAGGAUCAUCCUUGGAAUGCCAGCUACAAUCGGAACCGGUCUCUUCAAAUUAGUUCAUAAUCACGAUGAUAGAGAAGUCCCCGAUCCGGACAUUCCUCUAUUCAAUGCAUUCGAGGAGCAAAAUAUAUGAAAUAUUUUAUAAACAAUUAGCUUUUAUUUAUUUCGUUUCUAAUUUGAUUUUGUCUACAUAAUUCCUCCAUGACCACAUGAUUGUAAGUGGAAUGAAGCAUUAAACCUAAUACUCCGGCGCGGGAGGCCAUGCUAGUACGUAGGUGUCGUUCUUGCUCGAGCAAUUCAUCCAUCUUCAACCAUUGACGAACGCGCUCCAGAUCUAUCUCGGCUCGUCGAAUUUUCUCCCAGACGUAAUGCUUGAAGCAGCUCUUUUUCGGCGCCCUGAAAAAUAAAAAGUACCUCAUCAAUUAUGUAUAUGUAGGAUGGAUAUUAGGAAACAAAAGUAAUAAAAUCUGAAUAUAAUACAAA
Messenger RNA from Hermetia illucens (black soldier fly), 4776 nucleotides. RefSeq names its product DNA-directed RNA polymerase III subunit RPC1 (gene Polr3A). The transcript has 13 exons. Gene Ontology annotation, biological process: DNA-templated transcription. NCBI's taxonomy places the organism in Eukaryota, Metazoa, Arthropoda, Insecta, Diptera, Stratiomyidae. Gene Ontology annotation, molecular function: DNA-directed RNA polymerase activity; DNA binding. The record is from RefSeq and is a predicted model, not a curated record. Bases 281 to 4426 code for a protein of 1381 amino acids.